Messenger RNA from Penicillium bovifimosum, 3018 nucleotides. Its product is annotated as putative NTP binding protein. Bases 1 to 3018 code for a protein of 1005 amino acids. The record is from RefSeq and is a predicted model, not a curated record. Lineage: Eukaryota; Fungi; Ascomycota; Eurotiomycetes; Eurotiales; Aspergillaceae. The transcript is spliced from 2 exons.
AUGGACCGAACUCGUGUGGAAUUGCCAGAUGGGCACCUCGUGAAUCUCUCGCCACGACCUUCACGUCAAGGGCCAUACAAAGCAUAUCGAGCCGACUAUAAAGUUACGCCCACAGAGCUCUCUGCAACAACUCCGCCUCGCUACCUACCAAGACCAACAGACCAUGCCAAUGCAAGCGACGUGUCUGAUUACACAUUCCAAGAAUCAAAGCCUACCAAGCUCCCCGUGCCCAGGGCUUUGGCUGACAGUCACAACGAUCCAUCGAACAAAACGCCUAGUCCCUCCGGACUCCCUAAGCCAACCACGCCCGUUUACUCUGUGCGACGGCCCGGUAACCAAGCUAGCUCUUCCGACAAAAGCCGCGAACAAGGCUGGAGGAAGAUUCAGGACAAGUUUGAGAAAGAGUCCCCGAUAUCAGAGAAAAGUGCCCAGAGCAAGGAAAGCCGGAAUGACGAAUCGCCAAUCUCACGCAUAUCGUACCAACGCAGUAGGCCCACGAAUUGCACGCCCACAAACCUGGGAAGCCAUCGAGCAGGCGGUGUACAAUCAGGUAUUCCCAGUCCGAGCACUGCGACUAGCAGUCCAGUGCAAGCCGCAAGAUCCAAUGCUUCCAUUUCCCGUCCUGUGGACAGCCUGAACAAAUGGCGUAAACAGGGCGAUCAAUGGAUCAACAUGGAUGUCACCGGAGAUACACCUCACAAGUCUUCGAGAACGGAUACGACGGUCGAUUCCAGCCCUAGAUCUCAUCCUUCCGUUUCUCCAGUAUCUACUGAGGACAGCUCAGUGACGGACUGGGAAGACCAAUUCGUUGUGAACAUGCCAACUGCGAAAGACCCCAACCCUCCAAUGAUGACGGCUCAGCAAAUUGCCGAAUACCAGAAGAGCAUCGAACGAGUGCACCGAGAGGGCGGGCAAAUGCAUCAGCAACAGCAACAGCUUUCCUAUCAACAGCCCCAGGCUCAACCUCAACCCCAGGCUGGCGCAGCGUCGCAGCGUCAAGCAGUAAACCACUACUACAGCCCAGAUGAGAUCGGAAACAACCGCAUCAGCACAAUAUGGGAAGAAUCGCCAACGAAAGUCAAGGAGAAGCGACAUCCACAAAAUGCAGACGGUUCUUUUUUAGGGUGCAGGGAAAUCUCCGGGGAAAAGAAUCCAGACGAAAUCCUCACAUUCGCUUCCCCAGAGGAUGCCAGUCUUCAACCGCGUCCAUUGGCCUUAACUUCCAAGAAAAACAAGCAGAAGGCGACAAAGGAAGUGAAGUCAACGACAUCCCCACAAAUCAUGCACAGAGUGGCCGAGACAACAAAUCUUCAACGAGAACAGCCAACAACUUUUCGGAAUACGACCCCUGUCCAAUGCCCGAAGCAGUCGACAAUGUGCCAGGACCAGAGUUGCCCCUCGAACCCAACCGAAAUCCCGAGGAGAUGUUCUCAGGACUCGGGCAAGAAGAACUUCCAACCUACCAACAUCCCGCACAAUUCGACCGAACAGCCAGGGGGCCUGGGAGGAGGUCGGGGGGACGACGAUGUGUUCAUUAUCACACCCACUAUCACACGCACUAUGAUUCCCACACCGGACAAGAGCCCUUCUACGCCAAAGCCGCAAGGGCUGCGUCGUCCUGGUGGCACAAGUCCCACCAUAACCGCCGAGGCCAUCAAGGCCGUCCGGGCAAAGGCUCAGAUGAUCUCCACUCCAUCAGGGUUGCGGCCCGGGCUGCCGAAGUUGAACGCCAAGCCGACAGGCCCUACCUUGACCACUUCCCACACUUUUCCUCUCAGCAGCAUAUCCACCAGGUUCGAAGAACAAGGCGACAAAGAAACAGAUCGAGUACAAGAUCGCCCACCCGAACGAGCCGCAGGGGCAGCGUCACACACUAUCCGUGGCUUCAUCCGUACUUCCGGGCUCGUGAGAUCACCCACCGAUAGUCUUGCCACGAUAUUACGCAACGGGACCGAGUCUCUUCGUACCCGGGCCGAGUCUCUGCGGACUGCCUCCGGAUCUCUUCCGCGUGCGAAUCGGAAGCAAACACCCAGCCCUCAACCAACUCUUCCAUCCCGGGACAAUUCGGAAUCUUCACGAUCCGAGAGGUCAUUCCAUUCUGCGGAAGAUACACAAGCCAUCUCGGGAAACGUCCCUACCUCGCUGCCAAAAGUGGUCACGACGGACAACAGACCUGCUGAAACCGGAAAGAUGGAAUCCAAAUUAUCUCCUUCAGGAUCGGAAGCCUCAAACAAACCUGUGACAAAAAGGGUCACUUUGUCAGAGAAACCUCCCUUGACGCACAAAUCAGACAAACUUCCCACGUCAACCAGAAAGAUCUCUGCGCUGGCAAAGCCCUCCAAGUUAAACAAACCAAUCAAGUCUGCAGAUCCAGCCUUGUCUGAAAGGCCCUCAGUUGCUAAGGCAGAGAAUGUCAAAGCCCCACCAAAGAAAGACGAACGAGCGAAGUCCCUGCCUCGUCUGCGUACCGCUGAUGAAGUACUAGAAAUUGCGGAGCUCGAUGGACUUCAGGUUGGCACCCCCAAGGAAUCGCUACAGUCCAACAUCACCGAUGUAUAUGCCGACCUAGGCAAUAUGCACUCCCAAGACAAAGAUGAUUCCGAAGGGCCGGGGGUCAGCCCCUUAGCCCUUUCCCUUGUUUUCAAUAUCCUUGUCGUUGCCGUCACACAAGUGAACAGAGCUUUGCGAACGGGCGCUGGCAGCCCUUACUCGAAGUUUGUCGUCAACAACACCCUCAGCAUGGCAGGUCACUGCUGGGGUGUUUUCAGUUGCAUCUACACCGCAGUGUCUCGCUACCAAGCUACGGGUACCUGGCCCAAGGCUCGCAGUGAUAAAGCAAUUAGUCGAUUUAUGGUAGAUCUGUUGCAGGCCGUUGUCUAUCUCUUUAUCCUUGCUUUCGCAGCCAUGCUGAUCGGUCGCACUGCUGGAUACGUCGUUCUUGUGAGCAGCUGGAUCGUGUGGUUUGUCAGGCCUUUUGCCUGGGCCUUUCAAUGUGUCGGUCGGGCUUUGAUAAUGUAA